AUGCCGUUGUCGUGUCGCUUUUAUUCGGAACGUUAUCCCGAAAUUGACGAUGUUGUCAUGGUUAAUGUACGAAGUAUUGAGGAAAUGGGUGCAUACGUACAUCUUUUGGAAUACAAUAAUAUCGAGGGAAUGAUAUUAUUGUCAGAGUUGUCUAGACGGCGUAUUCGUUCCAUUAACAAACUGAUACGUAUCGGUAAGACUGAACCUGUAGUUGUCAUUCGUGUGGACAAAGAAAAAGGUAGGAUAACUUAAUAAAUGUAUUAUUCUUAUGCUUUAUAUUAUUGAAAUAUUUAAUGUUUGAAUAAUAUAUUACAGGUUAUAUUGAUUUGAGUAAAAGAAGAGUUUCUCCAGAAGAUAUUGAAAAGUGUACGGAAAGAUUUGCUAAAGCCAAAGCUGUCAAUUCAAUUUUGCGACACGUCGCUGAACUAUUACACUUUGAAUCUGAUGCUCAAUUUGAAGAUCUAUACCAUAAAACAGCCUGGUUUUAUGAAGAGCGAACUAAAAAGAAGUCAUCAGCCUAUGAUUUUUUCAAACAAGCUGUUCAGUAAGUGAACAUUUGUAUUAAUGUUAAAAAUUAUGUUUUUUUUUUAAUAAAAAAGUAUUUUAUUUUAAGUACCAGUCAUGUGAUUAGUUUAAAUUAAAAAAUAUAUUUAUUUUUAUUAAAUCUAUAUAAAAAUUGAUAUUUUGAUAAAUAUUAUAGGUACUUGAACUAAAAGUUUAAAAUAACAGUUUGCAAGUAAUGCAGUUAUACAAUAAUGUUUCAAUUUAGUUUUUUAAUUGUUUACUCUUAAAUUAUGUAGGUAAUUACAUAAUUUUAUAAUAAUUAUUUUAGAGAUCCUUCUAUAUUGGCCGAAUGUGGUUUAGAUGAAAGCACUCAAGUUGUUUUGCUUAACAAUAUUAAACGCAAGUUGACUUCUCAGGCUGUAAAAAUAAGAGCUGAUAUUGAAGUUGCUUGUUAUGGAUAUGAAGGAAUUGAUGCAGUUAAGACUGCAUUAAAAGCUGGUCUUGCUUGUUCAACAGAGGAACUUCCAAUUAAAAUCAAUCUAAUUGCUCCACCGUUAUACGGCAAGUUAUUUUCAAUUAUAAUUAAUGUAUUAGCUAAAAAUAUUAUAAUUUAUAAUAUACAAAAACAAGCAAUUAAAUAUAUAUCUAUAUAGGUACAAUUCUGAAUGUUCUCAUGUCUAUCUACCUAGGUCUAUAACAGGGAUGGCGAAUUUAUGACAGAGUAAUAUAUAUACACACAAUUUCAGUAUUAUGGUAAUUUAAAUUGAGUUCAUAAUUUAUACUUAAACUUUCCAAAAAAAAAAAAAAAUGUAAAAUAAUGUUAUUCAACUAUUUUGUAUUUAUGAACUUGGCACUUAGUAAAUUUAAACUGUGUUAUAAUAGUUGUAUAUUUUUUAAAAUUAUUUAUAUCAUACUGAGUCGCAAGUUUAGUGAAAAAAAAACAAAUGUUAUGUUGUAAAAGGUAGUAAAGGACAGUAAAAGGUUCGUCAUCCAUGGUUUAUAGGCUUAGCCAUGGUAAAAAUUAGUUUUUAAUUAGUUUUACCAUUAAAUUUGUAAUUUUUUUGUCAUUUUCUGGUAUUUAAAAUAUUUUCCUCAAGAUUCAACCUCUAAAGGGGACCUCACUUAUGGGACUUCUGCUUGGCAUAGUAGAAAUUGGCUUUUUUUUUUAUUCAUUUCUGAUUCCCAAUAAUUACAUAAUAAUAAAUGAUUGAAUGAGCCAAUUCAAAUUCUGCCGCAAGACAAUUUGAUUAGCUAGUCUGAUUAUAUAGUUCAAUAAUUUAUUUUUUCAAUUAUAAUUUUGUUAACUUUGAAUAUAUGUUAUUAGUUAUUAGUAAUUAGUAAAUUACCAUACAAAGUAUAGAAUAAUACUAAUAAUAUUUAAAAACAUUUAAAAAUUGACUGCCUGGACAACACUUAAACUAUGUCUAUAGUGUUGAUGGUAUUUUACCAGUACUUAUUUAUUAAACAUUCAUUCAUACACAAUAUGCCUAUUGUGUUUAUUGUAAUAUUGUUUUUAUUAUUCUUAAUCAAGUUAAUUAUACUAUUGUAGUUUCUUUAAUAUUAAAAUGUUACAUAGAUGUAAUAAUGUAUAAUUAAUUCUAGUUCUAUUAAUUUUUAUUUAAUCCAGUAAUGACAACUGCAACGCCUGAGAAAACCGAUGGCUUAAAAGCAUUGCACACAGCUAUCGAAGCAAUUGAUAAAACAAUUCAAAGUCUUGGUGGCGUGUUCAAAAUUCAAAUGGAGGUAAAACAACUAACUUUAUUCUUUAAUAGUUCACUGUCAAAUAAGUUUAUAUUAAUUUGUCUUUAUAACUGAAUAAAUGGACAAUUGGCCUCCCAUGAAAAAACGUCAUGUGUGGACAAUCGAUCCCUGUCUUUGGACCCUGGCUAAUUUUUUUUCCCUGUGAAAACACUUAUCAAUUUUAUAUUGAUAUCAUGUUUUCGAAUAGGAUAAGAUAGAUACAAAUUUUGAUCGGUUUUAAAUAAAUGCUGUCAUUUAUACUGUUUUAAGCAAGAUUAUUUAAAAAUUGUUCAGUUUCAUAAAAAACAAUAAGUUUACAAUUCUUACUAGAGGACUAUUGUCAACUUCCACUUUAGAUUCCAUCUAAAAUGGUUCUAUAUUAUUAUAUUGCCAUAUACUGGAGUUGUGACGCAAUGCUAUUUUUAUUUGUUUCCAACUAAUUUUUAGAAAAAUAUUUGAAGAUUAUUUUCAUUCAAAGAUAAUUGGUUACUGUGUAUGAAAACUGUGUUUUUACUUAUGUGAGCAGUACUAUAGUCUAUAUUAAUAAUUUUUAAUAAACUGUUAUUUAUGAAAUAUUUCCUUUGAUAAAUAUUAUUUUAUCUCAUUUAUUAAAAAUGUUUUAAUCAGUAUAAAAUUAAUAAAAGAAAAAAAAGGUCAUUUUUAAGUAUUAUGACUCUGGGUUGACUGUCUGCGUAUGGCGUAUUUCACGGGACCAAUUUUCUUAAAUAUUUAUUAAUAAUUUUUGUAUUUUAUGUUUAAUAAUAAUAAACAAUAAAUAUUUGUUUUCUAUUCUAACAAUUUAUAAAAUAUUUCUAGCCUAAAGUUGUUACGGCUAGUGAUGAAGCAGACUUGGUGCGACAAAUGGAAAAAGCUGAGUUGGAGAAUGCUGAAGUUGCUGGUGACGAUGAUGAAGAAGAUGAAGAAGGUAUGCAAAAUGGAGAUGUGGAUGUAGACGAUCCCGAGGACACAGAAGAAAAGUUAGAAGAAGAAUAA
Cinara cedri is the source of this 3237-nucleotide messenger RNA. The record is from the annotation of a GenBank genome assembly. Lineage: Eukaryota; Metazoa; Arthropoda; Insecta; Hemiptera; Aphididae.